GGUUUUUUUUGUUUUGUUUUUUGUUUUUUUCCUGCUGCACAGCAGCUUGAUGAAAUGGAAAAUCACUGAAUAACUGUUUCUAUAGAUUAAAACCCUGAAUGCUUUAUCUGAUUCACAUCCUGCUGGACACUGAUGUGUAGCUACUGAAGCGUAAAAAUCUAAGAGGCAGUGAGAUAUAUAUGCCAAAUGAUUCCAGCAACAAAGCAGUUUCUAUUUGCAUUAUAGAGUGUAAUAAUUGUAAUUAGCACAACCAGUGCUUCUGCAGCUUUUGGAAUUGUUUCCAAAGUGCUGUGCAAACAAUCUAUUAGAAAAAUCAACAAUCUCAGACCAAGAAUGUUUAUAAAUUGAUCUUAGAAACGGCUCUGUAUCCUUUGCUAAAGGUAAUAUAAAGUGCUUUUUAUUUCAGGGAGCUUCACUGACAGCUUAUUGUCCACCUGCCAGUAUCCUCUGCCUAGUCCUGCUUUCCAGUCCUAUUCCUUGCAGCAGAAAUUGGAACAACCCCGUGGAACAAUAAGGACCUGCAGCAAAGACUACAAAGGAGACUGGUUUCAGAGAAACUAAAAACUAACUUUCAUCGCUUUGCCAGUCUAAAAUUAAAUGUGACCAAAUUUCCUACAGCAUGUCUGUGCUGUCCAGCAGUCAUUCAGCCUUAUCACAAGAAACCCGCAGCACUUACAGUGCUGGAACAACUUCUGAAUCAAGGAUGCCACCUGUAUAUGAAGAGUCAGUCUGUGAGAGUCUCUCUUUUAAACCUGGAAUGGAAACCUACCUUGUGUCAGAAUUCCCAGAAGAGGAUAAAGAAUCCAUUUACAAAAAUCCAUUUACAAUUCCUCCAGAUAUUGAUAUUUUUGCAAUAAGGAACAAGGAAAGAAAAAAGGCAAAGGAGGAACGUGAAAAGAUGAAGACCAUGAAAAUUCAUGAGAAAAUGACUUACUCUGCUAAAAACAAGGCAAAGGAAAAAGGGUUUAGGAAAGCUUUGCAAAAGGAAGAGGAAGAAGAAAACAGAAAACAGGCAACAGAUGAAGAGAGACUGAAAGCUCUUCAGGAGUGUCUUUCAUGGAAGAUAGCCAUUAAAAAAGAUUAUCCACUAGAAAAAGAAACUUUCCGUGACUACAUAAAUGAUAGAAGAGAGAUAUUUUUACUUGAGUAUGCCAUAGCAGUAAAGAAAGAAGAGAUUCAAAAGUUGGAGAACAUAGCAAAAAAAGAGGAAAGAAAACUGGAAAAGGCUGAAAACAACCUGGAGAAGGAUAUUGCCGUAUUUGAUGAGUUCCUGAAGGAGAACCAUAAAAGCUCCAUUCAAGCCCUGAAAAUUGCUGAAAAAGAAUCUGCAGUGAAAGCAAAGAAAAUAGUAGAGAUCCACGCAAUUAGUUCCCAAAUAAUGAACCUCCAAAGUGAUAUAACCAGAUUUGAGAAUUCUCUGCGAGAGUACAAGAUGUACAGAGACUUCCUCUAUCAGCUAUCUCCACAAGAGUGGCAGGAGGAAUAUGAGAAAAAGCGUGAAAAGAAGUUGAAAACAGCAUCCAAAGCUGACAAAGGAAGUGCCUUGGAGAAGGGUAAGUGCCCUGGCAGAACUGCCCACUCCUUUAUAGUGCAGCCUCGUGCUCCAGCUGUCCAUCUCCUCUUGUGUCCAGGCCAGGGUCUGACCAUUGGGAUGAGAAUAAGUGGUAUAGAUGUGCCAAUUUCUCUGCCGUCUGCAGAAAGUUUGAACACAAGUUUAUCAUCUGGGACCAGACCAUGGCUCAAAAGCCUCCUGAAACCUGUCACAAGAGAAAAUCUAAAUUCAUCGGAGGAUCAAGAGAGUGAAGCCUGCUCGGAUGAAGAUGAGGAGCCUGAGCUGUAUUUUACUGACCCCCAACAACUGCUGUCUAUUUUAACGGAAAUGGAGGAACAGAAUUUCUCCUACCUCUGUAAUUUCCAGAAGACAGAGAAAGAAAUGAAUGAGUUUCAACACAUCUUCAUCAACACACAAAAAAGGAAGGAUCGGGAGAGAACGCAGCUGAAAGAAGUUUUGCUCACCUUGAAAUCCACUGUCACCAAAUUGGAAGAGAGAGCAGCAGACCUGAAGCUCAGAGUUGAAGACUUUUCCUCAGAACGUGAAGCUGAUGUCCAGGAUAAAAUGCUUGCAAGCUUGAGAAAAAAAGUGAGGGAGAUCUAUGGUCAAUGCAUUGGAGAAAUCAGGGAAGGCAUGGAGACAGUGGAGAUGCUAGCAGCAAUAGAAAAAAAGCUCAUUGAGUUACUGGACAACCUGGAAAGAAUUCCACCUGCAAAGAUAGCAGAGAUUGAAAAAGCCAAGAAAAAAGAACAGAGAAUGAGGCUGAGAGAGGAAAAGGAACAACAGCAGAAGCAGCUGCAGGAGGAGAAACUGCAACGGGCCCUGGAGAGAGCACAGGCAAUCAUGCAGAAAAAGACCGGCAGAAGGCUGAUGUUCCGUUCCAGCCCACCUGCCAGGAAGGAAAAGAAAAAGCACAACCAAGAACAAAGCGAUAAGGAGAAAGAAGAAAUACUGCACUAUUUUACCUGACAGCACAGCUUUUACUACUUAACAUAGGGUUGACAGCACUCUAGAAAAAUGUUUCUGUAGCUCCAGUCUGAGCUUAAGCUAUUUGCAGUGUGAGAACAUCAUGAAACUCCUCCUACCUCUGCAAGACCCAAAGGAAAGGAGCGUCAGGCAACCACUCAUUGUUUUUCUUAACUAAGGAAAUAAAAUAAGUGCUCUUAAUUUGCUUCUUUGGCUCCUGCUAGCAAUGCUUUUCUCAUUCAGUUGUUGAUGCAAAUAGCUCUAUCCCUAAAAACCUGACCAAUGUCCUGGGUAACAAUUUUGCCAUGGCACAACUAAGCCAAGCACUUACCAUUUAUUAUAACCACAGAUCAGGUGAACAGCUAUAAAAUGAAGUCUCUGCCUUAAUGUGAAGGAUGGAUUGGUGGACUCCACUCUGCUAUUGUGAAGAUACAAAGGAGGAAAAAAACAAACAAGCUCUACAGAAACAAAGCCGUUGACCAUUAACUUUAUGUCAGGUGCAAUCAUAUAAAGAACGAUACCCAGUGACAAGCUGACCAUAAAAAAAAAAGCUUUAUUAACCCUUUUGCACCAGUAGUUCUUCAGGCAUCCAUUGCCAGCAAUGGACUUCAAGCCAAGUGAUCCAUUUGUCGGCCCCAAGAGGUUAGCACUUUACAUUCAUUUACAAAGCUGAGUGAGGUACAUUUUCAGAAGUAGAAAGAUUAAGUUGCAAGUCCCAUAAAAAGAUGGAGUGUUCC
Messenger RNA from Tympanuchus pallidicinctus (lesser prairie-chicken), 3255 nucleotides. RefSeq names its product cilia and flagella associated protein 100 (gene CFAP100). Lineage: Eukaryota; Metazoa; Chordata; Aves; Galliformes; Phasianidae. The transcript is spliced from 15 exons. The record is from RefSeq and is a predicted model, not a curated record. The coding region runs from base 620 to 2521 and encodes 633 amino acids.